AUGAGAACAAGAAUCCGCUCGAUUGGGGGUGGAAGAAAAGAUUGGCGAACACAUGACACCAAUUACAACAGCACGUCCUGCAGCUCCACAGGAGUUACUUUCUCUCAUAAGUGUGCGCCUUGCAAAGACGAAUACGUCCGUAACUCCGAAUGCAGAAAGAGUGGUCUAAACUGCUCAAGCAUGUGCGGUAAUUGCUUAGGCCUAGGAUGUAAUAACAGAUGCACGAGCAUAGAAGAAGAUAUAGAAGAGGAAGAAGGUGCUAUGUUUGACGAGGACUGA
Messenger RNA from Acanthoscelides obtectus, 279 nucleotides. The record is from the annotation of a GenBank genome assembly. NCBI's taxonomy places the organism in Eukaryota, Metazoa, Arthropoda, Insecta, Coleoptera, Chrysomelidae.